Messenger RNA from Mesorhabditis belari, 675 nucleotides. Lineage: Eukaryota; Metazoa; Nematoda; Chromadorea; Rhabditida; Rhabditidae. The record is from the annotation of a GenBank genome assembly.
AUGGACAUUUUUCGGGGUUACAACUAUUUGAUACAACCUGUCAGAAAUCUUUCCGAGUUGCCGAUCGUUGUCAAAGUGGCAUUGCAAUUGGUUUUAUUGAUCAAUGUCGACGAAAAAGAGCAAGUGAUGCACACAAAUGUUUGGGUGACUUUGAGAUGGUACGAUUUUCAAAUGCGCUGGAAUCCGGUCGAAUAUGGAGAGAUAAGGAAUAUUCGAGUGUCACCCGAUAAAGUGUGGUUGCCCGAUAUUGUGCUGUUCAAUAACGCCGAUGGGACUUUUGAGGUUUCAUUUGAAUGUAAUGUCGUUAUUGAACAUGAUGGAUCGAUGCUAUGGGUGCCGCCAGCAAUCUACAAGAGCUCGUGUAUCAUUGACGUCGAAUAUUUCCCCUUUGACGAGCAAACAUGCUACAUGAUAUUCGGCUCGUGGACGUACAACGAGAAAGAGAUCAUUUUGGAGUUCAGCACCGCCGAAUAUGUUGACUUAUCAGAAUACUCAAUCUCAUCAAUCUGGGACGUAAUCGACGCACCGGCUUCUCUCGUCAACAAAAGAAGUCGGAUCGAGUUUCAAGUGAAGAUUAGACGGAAAACCCUUUUCUACACGGUCGUCUUGAUCAUUCCAACCAUUUUGAUGGCUUUCCCUCUCAAUAGCCGUUUUCUUUUUGCCGACGGAUUCAAC